AUGGAGCUUUUUCCACGAUAUUUGAAUGAGAUUUCUGAUGGUGCUCGAAAUAAGCGCCUGGCAGCUUAUGAGAAGCUGUCACAGCUGUGCGAAGAUGGUUGUCUUAAUAACACAGAGGAGUUUGACCUGCUUCGAACGUGUCUUCGUGGAUUUGAAGAUGUUUCAGAGCGUUGCCGUGAAUACUCAGUGAGGCUUGUAACACGCGUUUUUUCACGGCUGAGCUCUUCUGUGCUAGAUUGGGUUUUGCCAGCUGUUGUGACUAGGAUAGGGGUGUCACCCGUUGUAGAGGAAAGCGAGGAACUACGACUUUUAUUAUUACGGCUUGCGGUAUUGUGUAUGGAAACCUACCCAAAUGAAAUUGGUCCCCGUAACUAUAUUGACUUUUUCCAGGUGCUUUUGGAAAACUGUUUGCGUGAUGCCUAUCCAGAACUGAAAAAGGAGGCGUGUCGUGCGUGUGUUCGUCUCUGUGAGAUUGAACCUGUGCAAACCAAACAUGUUGCAUUGCCGCUUGCCAACGUGGUCAAAUGUUAUCUCCUUCAUAAACACAGUGUGGUGAGGGUUGAAGCUGUACGUGCAUUGACCUCAUUAAUCCAUCGUGGUGCUGCACAGAUUCUUUCGGAUGGUAAUGAAGAAGAAACCCGAACAACAGCCUCCAUACUGUUUGUUUUGGCAAAUGAUCAUGUGGAAUCGGUGCGAGUCGCUCUUGUAGAGCUGCUUUCGACGGUAUUUUUGGAUAUUGUGGAGCGUCUAGAACAACAUCGCAAGUAUUUGCCCCACUUGUUAUUGUUAAUGACAGAUCGUUUUGACGCUGUAUCAACAAAAGCGUGUACGCUCUUGGAGAACAUGGGAAAAUUGUAUAUGCUUGACAAUAAGGAUGACUCCAUCGAUAUAACUAAGAGAAGAGUGACUAUGAAAGAUAUUGAAUGGUAUGGGGAUGACGAAUAUCCAGAUAUGGCUUUGACGACGGUUGAUACAAAUUUAUAUCAUGUUUUAAAAACACGUCCCUUUUUGGGAGCGCGCUAUGUUGUGGCUGAGGCUUUACGUGGGUUUAUUGAUAAGAUAUUGGCAGAUGUGACAGCCAUUGAUUGGGUUAUCAAAUUCUCUUCUAAUAAUCGGCGUAUAGUUGCUCUACGUAUUCUGUGGAUGGCUAUCUACCACAGUGAGAAGUAUGUGGUACAAUUUGUGGAGCAGAUAUUGGGUGUUUUAUACAAGUCGUUAAAGGAGGAUAACCAAGAUGUUGUUCAAGAGUCGCUUGUUUGCCUGGAAGUGCUGGGAAAGUUUUUGACACCAGAACAAUACAUGCCCUUUUUAACUGGAAAGGGAUAUGUAAACCAGGUUGACGAAGAGACUACAGUGGUGGUUCAAUCGCACUCCAAAACGAUAUUGGUAUCACCUGCUAAUGGUUCGCUCCCUCCUGCAGCAACAAUUUUUUCAACAGCUGCCAUGUCAGUGAAAUGCAGUAUUUUGGUGGCAUUCCGUUACCUUAUAGAAGGCUCGAAGCAUUUGUUAUCUGCUUCACAGGGUAACCAAAUAGUUAAGGUGAUGACCUCUGCUGAUUUACUGGAUAGUGAUUGUGAAGCACUUCUAUGUUCUUUGUUGGACACAUUGGGCACAGUGAUGCGUGUCUUGGGUGAGUGCGGGUUCAUUCCAACAGCAACGAAACCCUUACCUCGUGAAGUUGCAGAGGACGUGGCUCAGAGAACACUAGAUUCAAUAAUUUUUUAUGCAUUAUUGUGUCUGCGAAUGUCUGAUUUUCCGUCUGUACGAGAACGCGUUUCUCGGUAUAUAAACGAUUUGUCGUUCAUUGUAACAGGGGAAGCUGAUGGCAUCUACGAUCUUCACUUUGGGAGAUUGUUAUUUAGAUAUGGUGUUCAUAUGCCAGUUAGCGCCUUUUCUGAUCUUGUUGUGCACUGUAAAAAUAUUGAUAUUUACGCAGAACAGGUUUCAGGUAUAUUUCUUGUAAAACUGAACCAUGUCGACUUUUCGAAGAGUGUUAUCGAAGAAUUGCACUAUCUUCGUGUAUUGGAGCAACUUUUGUGGAAACGACCGCCUUUUUUUACAGGAACUCAAUUAGAGGAACUUCUUCGGUUGAUUAUUAUUCCAUUGGGAACGUUUCACCCGGGUCGUCAAGCUCAUCUACUUAGGAAGGUUGCCCUUAGUUGUUUAUGCGCUCUUGUUGAGGAAAAACAUAGCUGUCUGUUAAAUGUUUUAUUUGCUGACAAUGAUUUUGCCCUUUCCUCAAAAACGGUAACGGUUUGGUGCAAUGCCUCAGACGCCGAUGAUGCAGAGAUGCGUUUGGUAUGCAUGGAAAGUGCGGCGAAUAUAUGUUUACUACCUAUGAAUGCUGGUAGUGCGAAUGAUAUAUUCCAGUCGAUAUUACUACGAUUUGACGACUCCAGUGACUUUGUGCGAGCAAGGGCCGCCUCCGGGUUGUUGGGUGUUUUACAAAAAAAAGACCAUGUCUCUCCUAUUGUUAUUGACCAAAUUAUAGCACAAGUGGUGCCAUUGGUAAAAAAGAUAUUAAUACACCUCGAUGAUUCUGAGGAGACCGUGGGUUUAAGACAAGUUUUGGUGAAUGUAUUGAAGUGUAUUGCAGUUCUUUCACCGCUGACUACUGCAGAUUUGGUACGUACGGCUCAGAAGAAACACCAGAACCCCAUGUACUGCGAAGAUGUGCUACGCUAUAUAGAUUCUAUCUAG
Molecule: messenger RNA, 2700 nt
Organism: Trypanosoma rangeli
Lineage: Eukaryota; Euglenozoa; Kinetoplastea; Trypanosomatida; Trypanosomatidae
Product: HEAT repeat containing 2
Exons: 1
Coding region: 1-2700 (899 amino acids)
Source: RefSeq, a predicted model, not a curated record